CACUUUCAGGAAUUCGUUCUGGUCCUCACAGUCAAACAGUGCAACUUUGCCGAGUUCGCUCUUUCCUCGGUUCACCGCUGAAAACCAAAGACUCGGAAAAUAAAUCUGGGUACGAUGCCACCACAGCCAGGAAUGUUUGCCCUGCCAUAUGCAUCAACUCACAAGCCCCCUCAGGGUCCUAAUCCUCAUUAUCAUAACCCUCACCCAACUGCUGGUCCAUCCCGUAUGCAGGACGAUCCAAAACGAGAGAAAAAGAGAAGGGAUAUAUCAAGCAAAGUAGGCAAAGAGAUGAUAGAACGCAGAGACGAAGGACGACACUUCACUGAAAAUAUCUCUGCACUUCACAGCGCCGCCAUGCAGCUUGCAUCCCGUCCAGAAACUCAUCCUCUCUAUAAUCUCCGCUUGUACCCAACUUCCCUUGAGCGCUCCGCCUUGCUUGCCCAGCACGCAUUCGAAGAAAAGCAUAGCUUAGAAUCAAUACAGACCGCAUACGAGGAAGAACGUGAAAGAGUCGAGGAAGAAUGGCGCAAGGGCCGUGAUCGUAUACGAGAAAGACUCCUCGAAGGUAUUGAAGAACGUAGACGGCGUGCAAGAGAAGAAAAAGAAGGCGAGGGAACAGUAAACGACGCAACACUAGACGCUCAGUCUCGGUCCCAUAUCACUCGGAAACUGCGAAACAAAGUCGGCACUUCUCCUCCUCCAACACCCCUCGCUCUUCGAGGAGAGAACCUUGUCAAUGGUUCGCUUGGAAGCAAUACGCCUAUUACGACUGGUCCUUUUACCAACCCCCACUCCCUCUCCGUCGACGAACUGCCUUCACCUUUCCCUUUCCCCCUCACAGCCGUCACCCUCACUAAUCCGUCUUCUGGUGCAGGUGGUAACGCCGGCGCCAAUGGCUCCAGGCGUCGGACCAAAGGCGCUGGCCUUCACUCAAGCAUGGUCGGCGUCGGCGGCCUAGGCAAAAGCAUAGCAAUGCUAGGCCCUAGCAAAGAAGCAGAUAUAGAAGCAGAUCUGAUGGAAAUUCGGAGGGGUAGCAAACGGCGCAGAGCAGCGGCCGUGUCUUCUGGCAAGGUUUCGUAGGCGCCCUCAUGUUCAUCUUUAAUUUUGAAAUUGUAUCAUAUCUUAUCAUCGG
Molecule: messenger RNA, 1132 nt
Organism: Suillus clintonianus
Lineage: Eukaryota; Fungi; Basidiomycota; Agaricomycetes; Boletales; Suillaceae
Exons: 5
Coding region: 115-1080 (321 amino acids)
Biological process (GO): negative regulation of transcription by RNA polymerase II
Cellular component (GO): Sin3-type complex
Molecular function (GO): histone deacetylase binding
Source: RefSeq, a predicted model, not a curated record